Carcharodon carcharias (great white shark) is the source of this 1930-nucleotide messenger RNA. RefSeq names its product spermatogenesis associated 2-like (gene spata2l). The record is from RefSeq and is a predicted model, not a curated record. The transcript is spliced from 3 exons. Gene Ontology annotation, cellular component: cytoplasm. Bases 160 to 1512 code for a protein of 450 amino acids. Lineage: Eukaryota; Metazoa; Chordata; Chondrichthyes; Lamniformes; Lamnidae.
UCGGACUCGUCUGGAUCACAUCACAUGCUGAACGGGAAGUGAUAAUUUCAGCCGCCUCUCUUUCUCUCAGCUGGUGUACGCAUUGCGCUGGCUGGAAAGUAAGUUGUUUGUUCUGCCGUCUCACCCCGGAGAUCACACGUUUCAGCGGCGAUUUGCAGAAUGAGCACUGGAUUUAGAAUUAUUUAUGAACAAUAUAAAAGGUUUAAUGAAGAUGGUCAUUCAGGACACAAUGGAAUCUGCCAUGAUAAAGAAUUAAAAACACUAGUCAAACUGCAGUUAAUAAAAAGUGCUGCAGAAUUAGUCAUCUUCCUAAGGGAUGAACUGGUUGAAACCAUUUCCAAGUCUCUGUACAACUCAGUGAAUUACACAAGUACGUUAAAGUUGCUGAUUGGGGCUUUUGAAUUAUUGGAGCUGGCUGCCCUCAACCUCUUUCAGUACCCAUGGAGAAAUGAGUUCAAAACAAUAAAAACAUUUUCAGGAGCUUAUGUGCACUAUCUGAAACCUGCAAUCUGUAAUGAAGACCUGAUAAGAAUUUUUAAGAAAAUGGGUUAUAAACUGAAGGAUAACCUCCAACUAGAAAUUAAAGAUCCACCACAUUCUUUGGAGUUGAUCAGGCUGGCAUUUGAAUUCUUUGUUACAAGAAUUGAAUGUGAAAUCUUGUUGGAAAUAGUAGGAAAGCUGGAGAACUACAACAUUUCGGUUGAUGAGUUGCUUCGAGAAAGGAAAUUGAUGGAAAGCAUUGACACUUGUGUAGCUAAACUCAGAAAGUGCCUUCCUCCUGCUGAUAGAAGCCAGAGAGAAAGCCAACUGAAAAAAACCGCUUCUAGCGGAGAAAAUUUAGAUGUGGAUUUAAAAGUGAUUUCUGGUGAAAGGAAUCAAGCUGGCUGCCCUUCCCAGAGAGAAUAUGAUGGAAAUGCAAUCCAUUCACCACCAUGGAGAUUGAGGUCUCCUCCUGGUCACCAAUACAAGGAUGAUGCUUAUAGCAAACACAUUACUGGAAUCCCUAGUACGAAUUGUGUUCAUUUAUUGACCCACCAGGACAGUAAAUUUGAGGACUCCCAAGAUCGGGCUAAAGACAGAUGUGAGUUUAACUAUGAUAUUAGUAAUUCACAUACAGAUGGAGUUAUGAAAAUGGUAUUGUUGGAAGACACUGGUGCUAAAAACUACAAACUGCAUUGCUGCCUUGCUAAUGGUGAAUCUGCUCACUUCUGUUGUGAAACGUGUCACACAGUGCACACCAUUUUGUGUGAAGCUAUGAAACAGUGUGACAGUCAUUCCCUUAGAUUUUUUGAUCCUGAAAAUUCAACAUGUCUGCAAAGUGCUGAAGCUUCUCAGAGUGACUUAAAGCAACAAUCAUAUGCAGACAUAUUAAAAACAGCUCCAAAGUGUGGGGUUUGUAGAGAUUUAUCUGUAAAGUUUCGUUGUAAAUGUGGCACACACGUGUGUUGGCAGUGUGGUUAUAAAAAUUUUUUGUUGUGUAAGAUAUGUGGUGGUAAAAUUUUAAAAAUUUAAACCCUGAUACUAAAACCCAUCACUAUUAGUUUGAUAUUCAAUAGUUUAAAUGAACAUUGAGACAUUUACAAACUGUAUGCCUUGGGUUGGUAAAAUUGUGGCUCUUUUUUUAAAAGCUGUUAAUGUAAAUAUUUAACACUAUUUUUGCUUACAUAUGUAUUGACAUGUUUCUGCUUGUGAUUUGAUUAUGAACAGUUUGGUAACCAAGGAUUAUGUUAAAUGCAGAUCAAAUGUUCUAGUUUCUAAACAUGCACAGUGUUGCUGUCACUUCGAUAUGUUGGAAGCUGAGCAAAAUUCUUGAUCAAUGUUUAAGGUCAUGCACACAACUUUCAAUUUUACACAACCUGUUUUUAAAGUUAACACUUGAAUAGAAAAUCUUGAAUCUGUUGCUUGGAAAAUAAUAAAAUCAAUACUUACA